CAAUAUAGUUCUCAUGUUACAAAGCAAUGCCUGCGAGCGGAUUAGUUCUGUGUGACCUGACCCACUUGCUCUUCGGUUUAUAUUUCGUGUGCAUUUAGAAAUGUGCAUUUCCCCCGAGUUCUUCAGCCCAGAAAGACAAAAGAAAUGAUGCACAUCCUAGCUGGGGAAUAACGUGUACCAAAGGUUACCACAAUUUUAGCUGCGCAAUUAGUAAUGACUGGAUGUUUCGGUAACUACAAAAAGACAUUUCACUCAUUACAAAAGUGAAGAGCUGAUACUCUCAGCAGUGGAGACGAGCUGGAGACAUGGAGACCUCAAGUCAUUCAAACAGACGAUGGCGUCCAGCCAGCAACGUCAACACCCAGAGAGACCUGCAACGCUCGGUGCCUAGCGACGAGCAGCAGAUCCCCCCUCACGACGACAGUGAUGUGCAGGCCGAGGAAAGAAGAGGCGGCCUCCGACGUCUGGUCACGUGUUGUCUCAUGUGGGACCACUGCUUCAUCCUCUCUUCUCUCAUCGCCGUGGGUAUCGGGUUUGCCGCAGGCUUUGCCCUGUAUUAUAGUGGUGCGCCGUCCAGCGCCCUGGUGUGGGUCGGUCUGCCAGGCGAAUUGUGGAUGCAGAUGCUAAAGGCAGUCGUUCUCCCUCUUAUCAUCAGCAGCAUCAUCACAGGUACAGCAGGGCUGAAGCCCAAGGACAACGGGAGGGUGACAGGUGUCGCCCUAAGCUACAUCAUCGCAACCAAUGUCAUGGGCGCGAUCUUCGGCACAGUUCUCGCCGUGGCCAUCAAACCAGGUGUCAGAGACACGGGCACUGUUGACACCAGCACCAAGGUCCAGACAGAUCACUUGGAAACCGCAGACCUCUUCGCCGACCUGAUCAGGAAUCUAGUUCCAGACAACGUGGUCACAGCAUGUUUCGAGAAAGUUCAGACCCGCUACAGACCCAAGAGCAUACGGCCCGGCUCCAACAUCACACAGUACGAGAGGUACCUGGGUACCUCCAGCGGAACCAACAUUCUGGGGUUGGUGAUCGUUUCAACAUCUCUGGGCAUGGCUGCAGCACAAAUGGAGGAAGUAGCCAGGCCGUUUCUCAAAUUCUUUCAAUCUACCGCCGAGGUGUUGGUCCGCCUGAUUCAAUGGAUCGUCUGGAUGACCCCUGUCGGUGCGGCCAGUCUCAUCGCCAAGGCCGUGGGCGGCACGCAGGACGUGGAGGCCACAUUCAGAGGUCUGGGCUUCUUCGUGCUGGCUGAAACAUCCGGGAUCCUGGCGCUGACCAUCGUACUGUCCAUCAUCUACGUCAUCUUCCUGCGCCAAAACCCGUUACCUUUCGUGGCCAGCACGUCGAGGGCGAUCACCGCUGGCUUCGCUUCUGCGAGCUCCAUCGUGGCCAUGCCCGAGAUCAUUCGUUGCGUGGAGGACCGCCAUAAGAUUGAUCCGCGCAUCUCGCGCUUCGUCGUGCCAUUGGCUGUCGCUCUCAACCGCGACGGCAGCGCCCUCUUCAUCGCAAUGACUUCCCUUUACAUCGCACAGGUGAACGGAGUGGCCCACGUCGGCACUGCCGUCAUGAUCACGAUUCUCUCUGCGAUUGGUUCUCUGGCGAUCCCUGGAGUGCCCAGCGCCAGCAUUGUGACCAUUCUCAUGAUCUGCGCCUCGCUGGACAUCCAGCCAGCAAACGUCGGCAUCAUCAUCGCCCUCGAGUGGUACUCAGAUCGUCUGCGCGCUAUCCCCAACAUGCUCAGUCACUGCGUCUGUGCCGUGCUCACCUGGCAGUUCUGCAGAUCCUCGCUUCUACCUGAAGUCGACCAGGUGCGCCAGAGUAAAGCAGAAACAUCCAGGAACAGCAACAGGGAAUCAUUUUCCGAGACAAACAUUUAAAGUCUGGUAAUCGUCACCAUAGUAACAAGUGAUUCGUCUCACGAAGGAAGCUGGUGGCACCAGCGUAACGAGCUACACACAUUGUGACACCUUCACUGCCAGUAGUGAGAGACAAAACACCAGAACAACUGGGUCACAAAAUUUACCUGAUGUUUUAAGGUCAUGUCAGUUUAUACCUGUGAUAUGAUCUUAAUAACUGAUACAUUUCUCGUUCAUUGUCGGACAUAUCAAAGCCUCAACAACUGCUUUUUGAAAAAAAAGUUAAAAGUUGGCUAGUUACAUUGUAAUAAUGGCUAAAAACGAAAUGUGAAAUUCUUUGCAGGAUGAAAUGAAUAGCAAUAAUUUUAGCUCACAGCUCAUAGUUUUUGAUUCUCCUGAAAUCUUAGAUACCAAAUCUGCAUGCAAGUUGUUAAUUCAAGAAGUAAGAGGACCAUGGAAUCUCUAUUAUACUGAACAAGUGCUUUUCUUUGGUGUAAUCGUAUUUUUUGUUUUAUAAAACUCAUGUUUAUGAAAUAAAAUAAAUAAUCCAGAAAUUGUAAAA
Molecule: messenger RNA, 2415 nt
Organism: Pomacea canaliculata
Lineage: Eukaryota; Metazoa; Mollusca; Gastropoda; Architaenioglossa; Ampullariidae
Product: excitatory amino acid transporter-like
Exons: 12
Coding region: 306-1874 (522 amino acids)
Cellular component (GO): plasma membrane
Molecular function (GO): L-glutamate transmembrane transporter activity; glutamate:sodium symporter activity; neutral L-amino acid transmembrane transporter activity
Source: RefSeq, a predicted model, not a curated record